Molecule: messenger RNA, 1178 nt
Organism: Coregonus clupeaformis (lake whitefish)
Lineage: Eukaryota; Metazoa; Chordata; Actinopteri; Salmoniformes; Salmonidae
Exons: 2
Coding region: 105-1133 (342 amino acids)
Biological process (GO): regulation of autophagy
Cellular component (GO): mitochondrion
Source: RefSeq, a predicted model, not a curated record
GACAGAGCUACAGAGCACACUCAGAGACGAGCAUCACUAAUUCUCUUUUUUUUGAAGAUACAGAUCUUAUUGCACAGACAUUCACAUGUUCUCCUAAAUAGUUGAUGAGAGAAACCUGGAUAUACACUACAGUAGCAAAGAACAGAGAAAGAGGAAGAUACUUGGAUAUACACUCUACAACUCUUAUUACAGCCAUGCGUCCUAGGUCCAAACUCCUGUCCCAGAAGAGGAGACUACAGCUUCCCACCAUCAGAGAGGGCUUCGAGGACCUAGUCAGAGACAUGAACCAGUUGAAUCAGAUGAACCAGUCCAACACCCUCCACUCUGCCCAGCCUACCGCUCACCCAGGGCCCUGCCCACACACUCUAUCCUCAGAGGACUACCUGCUGUCCAUAUGCCACCUGGCUCACCCCACCUCCCUUCCCACCAAUGACAUCAUCAACCCUCGCCAGCAGGACUCGCUGAACCAGAGGCCAAGGCUGCCGCGGCACACUUGGCAAGAUGAAAACUCUCCAAAGACCACUGCACUUUGUCACAGGGAAAAGGCUCAUGGGAAGGACAGGGUGGAGCCUGGGAUGUACUCUGACCUCAUCACUGUGUGUGGCAGACAGGAGAAAGAUUCCAACUGCAGCAAGCCUGCGUUUGGUAGCCAUGGUGCGUCAGACCCUUUAGAGUUUCUGUACAGCAGCCCCGCCCACUCUACCUGUCAAUCAGGGAAUGGGAGGCAGGGAUUGGGUUUGAGGAGACACUGGGCGGUGUCUGAGGGCCAGUCCUGCCCACGGGCACACAGUUACCCCCGCUCUUGCCCCUCUGACCUCCAGCAGCAACGUAAGAUUAGCUGUCCUAAGUUCAGUGAUACAGCCACCCUUGACUGUGCCCCCUCUCGCUCUUACCUCACCACACAGCCCUCACAGACAUGCACACCUACACAGGGCUCUGCAGAACUGCUACAGGCUAGGAUAAGUAGUCCAUUAAGCAAAGAAAAUGAGGGGGGCGAAGAGAGAGAGAAAGAGAGGAAGGAGGAGAGGGAAAGCGAGAGGGAGAGCUCCACGGUCAAACAUUCCCUGAUCUCUCAGUGGAUGUCAGAUUGUCGCUGUGCCUGGAAGGAGACCCAGCAGCAUUGCAGUUCUUGACACACUCAAUCCAGUGUGCCUGGCACCUACUACCAUACCUCGUUC